CCGCCGUCGGCGGCCAGCGCGGGCGCCGCCCGAGACGGUGGGGGCCUGGUUGCCGCCCCCUCAGGAGCCACCAUGUUGGUGAUACCCCCCGGACUGAGCGAGGAGGAGGAGGCUCUGCAGAAGAAAUUCAACAAACUCAAGAAAAAGAAAAAAGCAUUGCUGGCUUUGAAGAAGCAAAGUAGCAGCAGCACGGCCAGCCAAGGUGGUGUCAAACGCUGUGAGUACCAGGGAAAAUGGGGAUGGACUGGAAGUGGGCAGCAUGAGGCUCUCCUUUCUCAUAGCCUAGCCAACAUAAUGCCUCUUCCCCUCAUUGCUCAAGCACUAUCAGAGCAGCCUGUGGUAGAUACAGCCACAGCAACAGAGCAGGCAAAACAGCUGGUGAAGUCAGGAGCCAUCAGCGCCAUCAAGGCUGAGACCAAGAACUCAGGCUUCAAACGUUCUCGAACCCUAGAGGGGAAGUUAAAGGACCCUGAGAAGGGACCAGUCCCCACUUUUCAGCCGUUCCAAAGGAGCAUAUCUGCUGAUGAUGACCUGCAGGAGUCGUCCAGACGUCCUCAGAGGAAAUCUCUGUAUGAGAGCUUUGUAUCUUCCAGUGAUCGGCUUCGAGAACUGGGACCAGAUGGAGAAGAGGCAGAGGGCACAGGGGCUAGUGAAGGCCCUCCUCGAACCUUUGACUGGGGCUAUGAAGAACGUGGUAGUGCCCGCUCCUCAACUUCCCCUCCCCGAAGCCGCAGCCGGGACCGCAGCCAUGAGAGGAACCGGGACAGAGACCGAGAUCGGGAGCGGGAUCGAGAUAAAGAUCGGGAACGGGACAGGGAUCGGGACCGAGACCGGGAGCGGGAGAGGGACCGAGACCGAGACCGAGAUCGAGACCGAGAUCGAGACCGAGACCGAGACCGAGAGGGCCCUUUCCGCAGGUCGGACUCAUUCCCUGAACGCCGGGCUCCUCGGAAGGGUAAUACUCUCUAUGUGUACGGGGAAGACAUGACGCCCACCCUCCUCCGUGGGGCCUUCUCUCCCUUUGGAAACAUCAUUGACCUCUCCAUGGACCCACCCAGAAACUGUGCCUUCGUCACCUAUGAAAAGAUGGAGUCAGCAGAUCAGGCUGUUGCUGAGCUCAAUGGGACCCAAGUGGAGUCUGUGCAGCUCAAAGUCAACAUAGCCCGCAAACAGCCCAUGCUGGAUGCUGCUACUGGCAAGUCUGUCUGGGGCUCCCUCGAUAACCCAUUUUGCCUGAAAAUAUGAAAUAAAUUUUUCCUGGGAAAGAAGUGAACAGAAAGAAAGGCCCUGCAGACAAAAGGAAAGAAAGCCGGAAUUGACCAGCAUAUCAAUAAAGGGCUACAGAGAUUUUUUGAUUUUUAAUUUUUGACAUAUUGAUUGAAAGCAUGUUAACGUCAUUCAUAUGCCUCAGCAAUGACAACAUUUAGGGUUUUUCUAAGAGCAAAACAUUCAUCACAGUCUCCACAUGUGUCACAGUAACAACUCUUUGGCAGUGGUUCAGCAGCUGCAAUUUG
Messenger RNA from Otolemur garnettii (small-eared galago), 1514 nucleotides. RefSeq names its product negative elongation factor complex member E (gene NELFE). The record is from RefSeq and is a predicted model, not a curated record. Gene Ontology annotation, molecular function: RNA binding. Bases 73 to 1245 code for a protein of 390 amino acids. Gene Ontology annotation, cellular component: NELF complex. The transcript has 10 exons. NCBI's taxonomy places the organism in Eukaryota, Metazoa, Chordata, Mammalia, Primates, Galagidae. Gene Ontology annotation, biological process: negative regulation of transcription elongation by RNA polymerase II.